CUUCUUCAGUCAGCUUCUUCUGAACGAAGAACGUUUGCAUCUGCACCGACGGCUACCGCUUUCUGGAUCUAUACCAAACUGCAUUUCUUUCAGAGGCCCCGAGAGGCCUGCAAGGGCCGCGCGUUCGCAGCGUGAAAAGCCACCGUGUCUUUGCAGUUUUACCGCAUGUAUGGCCUGUCUUUCACAGAAGAAGCAGAAGAAAUGCACAUCAGACGACCUUUUGCUCGAUAUACUUCACACUUUCAAAGACUCUUCUAUCCCGGAGCAAUGGUUCCCUGACAGCGGCUAUACCAAGGUCGGGUCAAGUUCCUAGGGGUCGUUGCCACCCCUCAUGGGGCAGCUCCCUCUCGUGCGAGCUGGGUAAUUUUUUCUAGUAAACUUGGCGGAAAAGUGUAGAUUGUGUGUUCCCUAAAAAGCCCAUGAAGUCCGGAGCUUCCAAUCGAUUUAUUUUCUCGCCUCACCGCAAAGUCUCCGCCUUUACUCUCCAUGCGUUACGGCGAGCCUCCCGGUCCCGGACGCAGAGGGUCCACCAAUGCCCUCGUUCUCGAGGCUCUCCGUUUGUGAUUCAGCCACAUUAAAAGCUCCGUUCUUUGCUUCAUAUCUCCUCGUUAGUAAACCCCCUCCCCAUGCCCCGGCGUUCUUGCGUCCCCCCCCUCAGCUCAACACCGAAUCGCUCGCGUUCUCUUUGCUGGAAAGAGUUCCUUCGGGGCUGCACAGGCCGAACAAAUACCAGGAAAUCCAUUUUGCUUUUCGCAUACUGCAGGUGUAGAGGAAGUGCUCGCCUCUUGACGGUGACAAUUGCCUGUUGCACUUUCUCCGUCUAGACACUCUGCUAGAAACAGUCGCGCUUCUCUUAGCCUCGUGCAACGAGGAUGAAGGUUUCGGUUUUCCUCCGUGCAGCAGAGAGGCAGCGGAGACAAAUGAAGGCGCCUAUGGCGAGCGCGGCAUAAUUUGCCUGUAUGCCUUGGCACUUUCGAGGUUCCACUGUGGGCUUCAGCAGUGAGGAGUUUCGCGGCUUAGCUAUGAACUUUAUCGACCGCGGAAGUCUUCAGAAGCCGUACUUUUCCUCAACUUCUCUCUAGAAGCAACCCUCUCUCGGCGGACUCAAAGAGCUGAGGAAGGAACUGGGGUAGACCAAACAGAUAAACACACUCGAAAAAUGGAGGACGAUGGUGAGCUUUCCGCUCUCUGGCCUGCGGGGGUCUGCGUCGUUUUCAUAGGAUCCUGGGCUGGUGCACUCGGAGAUACAAUGGUGAGACGGGCGUAUAUGGAGGCAGGCGACGAUGUUUCCUCAUCAGUGAUGCUGAAACGACCCUUGUUCGUCUUCGGCAUGUUGCUGACAAUCGUCCUCGAUCCAAUCUGCACCUUCGUUGCUCUUCUCUUUGCCCCCUCGUCAAUUGUCACACCCUUUGCAGGGGUACACAUUUUCUGGGCGGUACUAAUUGCUCACUUUUGGCUGAAAGAAUACAUGGGCUAUUGGGAAAAAUGCGGCUCUGUCGGCAUCGUCACUGGAGUCAUGCUGAUGGUGGUCUUCUCCGGCAAGCGCGCCAAAAUUGACAGCAUCGACUCCUUCGACUCCUACGUACGCUCUGCUGGAGCAGUCGCCUACCUCGUGUACUCUUCAAUUCUCCUCAUCAUCAUCCUCGUUCUCGCCUUCAAGUGGUAUCCGUGCUCCCUAGGAAGAUCCGAGUUUGCCGUUGGGAGACUAGCCACUUCAGUCGCUUCUGGGUUCCUCGGCGGCAACGCCAACAUCGCCAUCAAGUUUUUUACAAUCAUUGUCAUGGACCUCUGCACGGGCAACACUGCUAUCUUUUCCAACUGGCGGACGUACGUCGUCGCCCUUGGCGCCAGCACUGUCGGCUUGGGUCAGCUGUUCUUUCUCAACGUCGCGCUUCGCAGAUACGAAGCAGUCUACGUCGUCCCCACCAUCAACAGCUCUCUGGUCACUCAGGGGACGAUUGGAGCAAUUCUGCUUCUUCACGAGACUCCAGGAAACUGGAUAGCUUUUGGCUGCGGCCUCGUCAUGUGCGUCGGCGGCAUCGUCGUCCUCACCGCUAUGCACACCGUCCAGGCCUCGAGGGUUGAGCAAAAAACAUCCGGAAGGCAAACUGCGCAACUCGACAGCGGCGUUGAAGGCUGGGGUACCGCGAAGUCGGGUGUGAGCAGCGCGGCCCGCUCACUCAAGAGCUUCAGGACUCUCAAGCGCUCCUUGACCCGGUCCGCGACGGCUGUGGCAGAAAUGUCUGUGAUUUUGAAUUCUCAAGCAAUCUACAGCAUGUACACGUUGCAGGAGAAACACCCUCUCGAAGACUUCGCGGAGGACGAGUGCGACGUCGACUCUCCCUCGUUGCCACGGCGGCGCGUCUUCCCAGCAGCGCAUCGAUCGACUGGGCGCACCUCGUCCGCCAGCAGUCGGAAGUCGUCGCCAGCGCGGCGCUCGACUCGCGGCCUUUCCUCCGCGGAGAGGCCAAAGUCCUUCCAUGUGCGCAUCCCGGGCCUCGCCUGCGUGGAGACGCCACCGGGACAGGAGCCUUGAACCCGAUUUCGCGAAGGAACGAGAGAGCGAUGGAGAGAGAAGGAAAUCCCGGAGCCAAAGAAGAACAGAGAGGUGGAGGGCGAGAAGAAGAACCAGAAAAGGGAGAUGGAGAAGGAGAACAAGAGCGAGAAGUGAUAGAAGAGAGAUGGACAGGUGUAAGAAGAGCGAAAUGGAGAGCGAGAAGCGAAGGAAGAACAGAGAGACGAAGAGAGAGAACAAGGAAGAGAGGCUUCUGAGUGGCAACUAGCGUAUGCAUAUAUAUGUAUAUAUAUAUAUAUGUGUAGGUACAUGUAUGU
Toxoplasma gondii ME49 is the source of this 2832-nucleotide messenger RNA. RefSeq lists its product as hypothetical. Lineage: Eukaryota; Apicomplexa; Conoidasida; Eucoccidiorida; Sarcocystidae. The record is from RefSeq and is a predicted model, not a curated record. Gene Ontology annotation, cellular component: membrane. Gene Ontology annotation, biological process: magnesium ion transport. Gene Ontology annotation, molecular function: magnesium ion transmembrane transporter activity. The transcript is spliced from 9 exons. Bases 1160 to 2536 code for a protein of 458 amino acids.